GUGAACUCGUCUGUCCAGUAUGCCAUCGCAAACAGAGCACCACGUCGGAGGAACUAAACAUUUCGAAUGUCGUGUCAAUGGUUAUCCCAGGCCAACUAUAACCUGGUAUAAAGAUGGAAAAGAUAUUACCAAUAGCUCCCGCUACAACUUUGAUUUUACCAACGACGGAGUAAUUUCUCUCGUUAUACCAAACAUCACAGCUGAAGAUGAAGGACACUACAGGUGUAGGGCUGAGAAUUCUGAAGGUCUAGCUUCAACAUCCGCUUAUCUCCUCGUUCGAGAAUGUAGAGACGAUCGACGUGAGACAACCAGCAGGUCUAUCCACUCCAUGCAGAUUGAUGAACUCAUCGUCUACAGAGAGAGGAAGAAAAUCUCCAGAGAAAACAUUGAACAAACUUUUGAAACUUAUUUUGAGACAAAGGAUAAAGACAGUAAUAAAAAUAUAUAUGAUGAGAUGCAAAAUCAAAACUUGAAAUCGAUUGAAAAAUUAAUGGAUACAAAAUCGGAAUUGAUUUCCACAUCUGCAAAUAAAUUUGAAGAAGAGUCAAAGAAGAUUAGUGUUGACAUGAGAGAGAAAAAAUAUGAGAUAGCAGAAAAGGUGAAAUCUUCUACAUUAAUAAAAGAAGCAGAAUUACAAGAAAUCCAAGGUAAAGUUCCUGGAAAAGAUAUCUCUUCAGGUAAAACAUCAAGUCAGUCUUCCUCUGAAGAUGAGGGUUUAAUCCUGGAUAAUUCUUUAAUGUUCUAUUCUUCUAAAAAUGUUACAUCGAGCACUCUAGCAUCUCGAAACAGUUUGCAACAGAAUGAUUUGAAAGAAAGCAAAGAUGCAAGACUAAAGCAAAAAGAUUUAGAAGAUAACAAGAAAUCUACAAAGAUUGACAUUACAGAAUUGCAUACCACUGAUUUAAGUACUUGUACUGAAGAAAGUUACAUUGAAGAUGUUGAUGUGAUAGGAUCAGAAAGUGAAACUGGGAGUUCAGUUGAUUCUGUUGUCAGUGUAGACAUCGGCAUUUCUAAAGCCCGGUUCGCCCAAGAUGCAAAAAGUUCAAAUACCACUUCAUUUUCUGAAAUGGGUAAUGUUAUUAUGGAAGAAAAGAACAGUAACGUGCACAAAACUAGCUGGGUAGAAAAAUUAGAAACUAAUGAAAAGGCAAGUGUGGAUAAAUAUUUGGAAGACAGCAGACCUGAGACUAAUGAAAUAGAGUUUACUGACAGAUCUAGAAACCUGUGUGCAAGUAUGGAGAAACCUAUAAUCUUUCAAACAGAGGAGAAUGUAAAAAUGGAGGCAGGGAAAACCUUGAAACUACAAGCAAGAGUUGAAGCAGCCAUUAGACCUGAAAUAACAUGGUCAAAAGAUGGAGAGAAACUCAAGGAUGGGAAAAGAGUGACUAUGAUAACAGACGACGACGUAUAUAGCAUGACAAUACAGCAUGUUGAAGAAUCUGAUGCCGGUGUCUACCGAAUAACAGCGAUAAAUACUGCAGGGACAGUUUACUCAGAUUUUAUUGUAAAUAUAGUCGCUGCUACUACUACUACCAACUCAUUGGACGUGAGCACCAUUUCUGCUGCUCAAAGUCUUCAGUUUUCUAUACGUCCUGAUAGUAUGGCAGUUUUAGAAAAUGAAAGUCUCAAACUCAGUUGUGCACUAACAGAUCUAGGAAAAACAGAAGCAAAAAUAUCAUGGGAAAAGAAUGGGAAAAUGUUAAAGAACAGUGAACAUGUGCAGCUGUAUGAGACUCAAGGUAUUUAUUACCUUGAGAUUCCCAAAGCAAAAUAUGAAGAUGCUGGAGAGUAUAUGUGUGUUGCUGAAAAUAAUGAGGGAAGAAUAACAGCAACUGUUGUUGUUAAUAUUCAAGGUACUGAAAGUUCUGCAGUCAUAUUAGAUGAGCAAGGAGCUGAAGAUCUUUUGACCCAUGCAAUACCUUCUGCCAAUGAUGGUGCUAUUGGAUGCUCAUUAGAUUCAUCAUCUGAUGUAUAUAAUAAUAAUCUUUCACACUAUGCUAAACUGUUUGGCAUGGCAGCAGCAUUUUCCCUAGUUGCUUUUGGUGUGAAAAAAAUAAUAGAAAAUAUUAACAAGUAGACUAAACUAUAAUGCAAUGUUUUGUUCCUUAACUAUUCAAAAUAGCCUACAGUAAGAUUUUGAAAGCUGAAGCAAUUUUUUUUCUGUUCCCUUUUUAAAAUUGUUCUUAAUAGAUGUAUUAUGGUUUUAUAGUUCAGUUACAUCUUGAACACAUUGGUUUUAAACAGCACAUAUCAAUAAUUUUGAUUGACUUUUUUUUUCUUCCUUUACCCAAGCUUAAAUCUUAAAGUGAAGAAAUAAAGGUUGUAAAUUUUUAAUUUAACAUUUAAGAGUUUUGCAGAAAAAUAAGUUUUUUUUUAAUAAGAGUAUCAAAUUAGGUGUGGUUUGAAUAAUCCAUAACUUUUUAGGGUGUUGCUCAUUAUGAUGGUUAAGUGCAUUCAAUAUUUUAGUUAUUACCAGAAUACUGUUAUGCCUAUUGCAAUGUUAAGCCUACACUCAUCGAAGACUUUCAUAUUUGUGUAUAAUUUAUUUAUUUUAAAGACCUAUUUAGAUAUAAUAAAAAGUGUCAUGCAUGAAUAAUAUCUGCCAGUGGCGUAGCGAGGUUGGGUGUCACCCGGUGCGGCACCUAAUGGUGUCAACCCUAGUAGGAAACAUAUAUAUAUAUAUAUAUAUAUAUAAAUAU
Physella acuta is the source of this 2699-nucleotide messenger RNA. Its product is annotated as muscle M-line assembly protein unc-89. Lineage: Eukaryota; Metazoa; Mollusca; Gastropoda; Physidae. The record is from RefSeq and is a predicted model, not a curated record.